UGUGUUUUUCUGAAAGUUCAAAUUCUACCUGGACCAGUCAAACAGGUCUGACCUGGAGGGGAGGGUAAGGGAUGAUUACAUGAGUAGGAGGAAAAGGAAUAACAUCAAGCCAGAAAGAGAACUGCACAGAAAGAUUGCGGACUUCAUGGAUUGUGAAGUGAGGUGAAGGUAAAGGAGGAUUCGCACCUAGCCUGGAUUAUAUAGAUGUUGUUGGAGCCAGGCAAGCUUGGACAAGAUCUGAGGAUCCAAGCCUCUAGAGGGCGACUGCGUCCUUGAGUAUCCUACUCUUCCAUUCUGAACCUCUGUAUUUCUGUGCCAUGACUGACAACCAAGCAAGUGGAGCAGGAGACCAGCAGAAGCUCAAACAAAACACCAAACCUCAGUACGACCAGAAGGACAGUAACCAACAGGGGGCAACUGAGAAGCCAGGAAAAUGUGAAAUACCCCGUCAGCGGAGUCGGAGCAGUGACUCGGAACGACGGGGCAGGCGGCGGGAGCGAGCACAGGAACAUGGGGGAAAGAGGGAGCGCGGUCGGAGUGCAGAGUCCAGACAAGGCUCGAAGAGAAGCAGCAAUGGCAGGGGCAUUAGAAACCAUCACCAGGACAACCUAGACGAAACGGAAUGUCCCAUCUGCUUCUGCAGCUAUGAUAAUGUCUUUAAGACUCCUAAGCUGCUCUCCUGUGGCCAUACAUUUUGCCUGGAGUGUUUGGCUCGCAUCAAUGUCUUGUCUGUGGAGAUCAAGAAGCUGUCAUGCCCCGUGUGUCGGGAGCUGACAGAAAUCCGUCACGGCCGAGACUUGCCACAUCUCGGCAACAACGAGAACGUUUUUCGCAAGCUGCCACCUCAGAUGCAGCAGGCUCAGUCUGUGCGCUUUGAACGCAGUAAAGGCAAACUGGUCCUCAAGAACACUCAUCUAACAAGCUGCUUCAGUAAGAAGAGCACGGUUCUGCCAGUUGGGAACAUGGAGGAAGGUCUCGCAUCGACUACAAUUGUAAAUGUGGGCAGACCUCCGAGCAGAGUGAGAGGUCGCGUAGGGAGGAUGUUUCAGUCCAAUAAUUGCUACUACACCGUGGUGGUUUCCAUCAUUGUGGUCGCAGUGGCUCUGGUUAUUGUGGGCAUUUUGACCUUUGUUGUGAUGCCCAAUGUGAUUCUUGGAAAGAGACCUUCACAUGGCGAUGACGGCGACUACAACACGACUCAAGGCUAGUGGGAGGCAAACCCUUUAAGAUGAAGUGAGGAGUAAGACAGCAAACCAAACUCCAGGAGUUGGUAUUGUUACACUGAGACGACAUGGCUGAAAGAUAUCUGCUGCCCUUGCCAUCAUCCUUUUGUGUCGGUGGCCAAAUACAAAAAGCUAUGACGCACUGCAUAUUGUAGACUUUUUGUGAAGGCUGCAACUUUAACAGUGUAAAGGACAGGAGAAAGAAGCCUCUGUUGCAUCUAAAUAGAAACGUUCGCUAGAUAAAUACUAUAAACAUACACUGCAACUAUGAUUAUAGCUACUAAAGUGGAAAAAGCUGUGAAACCCACGUCCCUCCACCCUGUCUUGAGUUUCACUGCGGCCUAAAUGACUGAGGUAUAGCUGUACGUUGACACACUUGCACUUUCUUGUUGCAGGUUAUAACAAUGCGCAUUUAUUUUCUCUUCCAAAUGUAUAGAUGACACUGCAGAGCAUUCAGGAACAAAUCUACAUGACUGUUUCUUUAACCUUCCUGUUUCCAGAGUAUUUUCAGCAUUGUUACAAGGAAGUGUUGGCACUGAUGGAGAAAAAGAAAAAAGAAAUGCAAAUGCUGUUGGAUCUAUAGCAAUGAACAAAACAAUAGUGUACAUUGAACAGUUGUCUGUUGGUCCUACAGUGCCACGUGUAAUCACAGCUACAGCUGACUGAAUAUGUGCUGUGUCACUGAGGUGUAAUGGCUGCCAAUGGAGGUUAACAAUUUGAUGCUUUGGAAUGUCUCCUCAUGCUUGUUAUUUAGGACAUCCCACAGGUCCUGAAGAUCAAGUAACAGGAAUCUGUUCCUGGCAGUCUAUUAAACCCCAAUCAGGACAGCAUGUUAACCACUUCAUCCUCACUUUUACUGAUAUUCACGUAUGGCCUUUUUCUCACCAUGAAUGAAAGUACUGAAUGAUGAUUAAGCAUUAGCUCACUUGGAUGUCCCUCACCUCAUAAACAUAUGAAUGGGGGCUGGCUGUAAUGGUACACAAUCUGUAAAUAACAUUUAUACAGAAUCAACAAUAAAUUAUCUUUUAAACAUUGA
Messenger RNA from Hemibagrus wyckioides, 2259 nucleotides. RefSeq names its product ring finger protein 183 (gene rnf183). NCBI's taxonomy places the organism in Eukaryota, Metazoa, Chordata, Actinopteri, Siluriformes, Bagridae. Gene Ontology annotation, biological process: protein ubiquitination. Bases 318 to 1208 code for a protein of 296 amino acids. Gene Ontology annotation, molecular function: ubiquitin protein ligase activity. The transcript has 2 exons. The record is from RefSeq and is a predicted model, not a curated record.